Sitophilus oryzae (rice weevil) is the source of this 472-nucleotide messenger RNA. RefSeq lists its product as uncharacterized. NCBI's taxonomy places the organism in Eukaryota, Metazoa, Arthropoda, Insecta, Coleoptera, Curculionidae. The transcript has 2 exons. The coding region runs from base 78 to 404 and encodes 108 amino acids. Gene Ontology annotation, molecular function: serine-type endopeptidase inhibitor activity. The record is from RefSeq and is a predicted model, not a curated record.
UAAACAAUUACACAUAUACUUUGAUUGUCAUACGAUACGUUUUCGGUGUUUGAUUCAUAUAUUUCGAAUUACUAAAAAUGAAGUGCUUAAUGGUGGUAGUUUUCCUAGCAGCUGUUUAUGGGUUGGGUAUGGGAAAAGUUUUGCAACCUGGAGAAUCUGAAGUUACUAGGAAAAUACAUGGGUCUCACGGCGAAUACAGAGACUUCACUAAAGCAGAUUGUGCUAGCGAUUUUGAAAACAAAUGGGUAAGAUGCGUGGGUCAGGAAGGUACCUUCAUCUACCACUGGAACGACAAGCUGAAGGGUUGCGAAAGGGCCAUUUACAAGGGUUGUGCUCCCACCAGAAACAACUUUAUCACGGAACAUGACUGUAACACACAAGCCAAACCAAUUUGUUCCAAAUAAUUUCAUCCCGUUGCAAAAUAUAAUUAUUUUUACUCUUGUAUAAUAAAUAAACAAUACUCUUUUUUUUA